AUGUCCACAACGACAGCAACAGAGACCAAGGCCAGUGAUGCCCAAGGGCUCUCGUUGAAGGUGGAAUUUACCGGAGGUCUGGAGAUGCUCUUCUCCGAUCAACGGGAGCAUUCUAUCCGUAUACCUUCUAUCACAAGCGAGGGGAAGCCUACGACUAUCGCUUCUCUCAUUGAUUACCUCUGUGAGAAUACGAUGAAGGAUACCCGCAAGGAACUUUUCAUUCUGGACGGUCAUAUCCGGCCGGGCAUCCUAGUGCUCAUAAACGAUGCCGAUUGGGAGCUUGAGGGUGAGGAGGAGUACGAGCUCCAGAAUGGCGACAACAUCUUAUUCGUCUCGACCCUUCACGGAGGCUAA
Molecule: messenger RNA, 354 nt
Organism: Scedosporium apiospermum
Lineage: Eukaryota; Fungi; Ascomycota; Sordariomycetes; Microascales; Microascaceae
Exons: 3
Coding region: 1-354 (117 amino acids)
Biological process (GO): tRNA thio-modification; protein urmylation
Cellular component (GO): cytoplasm; nucleus
Molecular function (GO): protein tag activity
Source: RefSeq, a predicted model, not a curated record